AUGACGCCAAAUGUGGAUAGAAGUGCUGUUCCGGGCACUGUCACCUUGUUGGAUUUGGACCAUGUUAUGUCCGCCCAACAUGCCAACGGGAACAGCGACAUUGUUUUGAUUCCGACGCCUUCGAGCGAUCCGGAUGAUCCGCUAAAUUGGUCGCCACGGCGGAAGCUGUUGUCUACUAUUUGUGUUAGCACAUACACUCUAUUUGCCGGAAUUUCAACUUCUGUUGUAUACUCCGUCCUGGUUCCGCUGUCUGAGAAUACAGGGGUGUCAGUGAGUACCAUCAACGAGGGAACGGGCUAUCUCUUCCUGUUAGCAGGAUGGGGCCUCCUGUUCUGGCAGCCGUUCGCCAUGCAAUAUGGCAAGAGGUUGACAUACUUGAUUUCUUUGAUGGGGACUUUAGGAAUGUUGAUGUGGGGUCCGUAUAUACACUCAAGUGGACAGUGGGCAGCAAGAAGCAUUUUGGCUGGCUUUUUCGUUGCCCCAAUCGAAGCGCUUCCUGAAGUCUCUGUCACGGAUGUGUACUUCACACAUGAACGCGGAACAUACAUGGGCCUCUAUGCUUGUUUCCUAGCUGGAAGCAACUAUUUCGCACCCGUCAUAUGCGGCUUCAUUUCCGAGUACCAUGGUUGGAAAUGGGUCUUCUACUGGCCCAGUAUCUUCUGUGCCGGUGCAAUUGUCUUCCUAUUCUUCUUCAUGGAAGAGACAAAUUACGCGCGUGGUCUUUCGAACAAUACUGCUGGCAGUGAUGCUGAGCCUUUCACUGCGGAUAUUGAGCGAGUGAAUAAAGAGAAGGCACCGGAUAGCUCUGAUGUACCGGUUCCCGGAACAAUGUACCCGAAGAAGACAUAUGUGCAGAAGCUUUCCCUGCUAGGGCCCCGACAGAGCAGGAAUAAUAUGCUCAGGAGAUUAUACCAGACGUUAUACUAUCUCUCGUGGCCAGUGGUGUUCUAUGCAGGAUUCUCCUACGGCUCAUACUUGAUUUGGUUUAAUGUUAUGAACGGUACCGCAUCCAUUAUCCUCGGAUCUGCACCAUAUAAAUUCAGUACGGCCAUGGUCGGCCUCAGCUACGUUUCCUGCUGUCUCGGUGCCAUCUCGGCCUCCAUCUUCACUGGCCGCUUCAGCGACUGGCUCACCAUAAUACUUGCCCGCCGCAACAACGGCAUAAUGGAAGCGGAACAGCGUCUCUGGCCCUUCGCAGCAUGUCUCUUUAUCCUUCCAGGUGCUCUAAUUCUCUGGGGCGUCGGAGCCGCCCACGAUGUGCACUGGUUCGGUCUCGUCGUCGCAAUGUUCCUGCUUGCGUUUGUGAAUACGAGUGGCAUUACAAUUAGUGUUAACUAUCUUGUCGACAGUUAUAAGGAGUUGAGUGGUGAUGCGAUGGCGAGUGUGAUGUUGGUGAGGAACACGAUGUCGUUUGCAAUUGGAUAUGGGAUUACGCCGUGGGUUGAUAACCUUGGAUACCAGAACUGCUUUAUAUCGGCAGCGUUUAUCGGUAUGGCAUGCUCUGCCGUCUUCCUUAUUAUGAUGAAAUGGGGAAAGACAUUCAGAGAACAUAAUCGUGAACGAUACUGGAACAUUGUCGUCGAGAACAGGGAGAAGGGAAUGGUCCACUGA
Molecule: messenger RNA, 1611 nt
Organism: Aspergillus chevalieri
Lineage: Eukaryota; Fungi; Ascomycota; Eurotiomycetes; Eurotiales; Aspergillaceae
Product: putative MFS transporter
Exons: 9
Coding region: 1-1611 (536 amino acids)
Biological process (GO): transmembrane transport
Molecular function (GO): transmembrane transporter activity
Source: RefSeq, a predicted model, not a curated record